UCGUCACGUGUGCGCGGGCGGAUGACGUCAGCGGUGGGAGCCGGCCGGCGAUGCGGGAAGUGCGGAGCGAGCGGCACCGGCGAAUUGUGUUCAGCAGUGACCAGCAGACAAAGCCAUGGCAACUACCAGUGGGGAUCCCGGGGAUCCCGGGCUCUCCAAGCUGCAGUUUGCUCCCUUCAGCAGUGCUUUGGAUGCAGGAUUCUGGCACGAGCUGACCCAGAAGAAACUCAAUGAGUACCGACUGGAUGAGACCCCYAAAGUUAUCAAGGGCUACUACUACAACGGUGAUCCUUUGGGUUUGCCAGCUCGAUUGACACUGGAGUUUAGUGCCUUUGAUAUGAAUGCUCCCAUACCAGCACGCUGCUGUCCUGCUUUUGGAACUCUGUACAACACCAACACUUUYGAGACUUUCAAAUCCUGUGAUAAGAAAUCACUUCUGGAUAAAGAAGCAAAUGAGAUCUGGGAAUCAAUUAAAUCUGGAGCUGCUCUGGAGAACCCAAUGCUCUUGAACAGGUUCCUGCUGCUGACAUUUGCAGAUUUAAAGAAGUAUCAUUUCUAUUACUGGUUUUGCUACCCUGCCCUCUGCUUCCCUGAUGGAAUUCAUAUAACUCAGAAACCUGUGUGUCUUGGGGACAGGUUCACAGUAAAUCAGAUCCAAGGCCUGCAGAAAGCAUACGAUGACCUCUGCCAGAAGGAGGGGGUGACAGCCCUGCCUUAUUUCCUGAUCAAAUAUCAUGACAAUUCUGUYGUGAUAUCCCUGCUGAAAAAGUGGGAUGGCUUCUUUCAAGACCAAGGAGGAAAGGUGACGGUUGGAGUUUAUGAUCCCUGUAAUUUAUCCCACUACCCAGGAUGGCCACUGAGAAACUUCCUGAUUCUGGCAGCCCACAAAUGGGGUAAUGUUCUGCAGAGGGUUGAAGUGCUCUGCUUCAGAGACAGAACCAUGCAAGGGGUCAGAGACAUCACCCACAGCAUUAUCUUUGAAAUCCAACUGCCAGAAACACCCCUGGACCCAGAUUGUCCAAAAGCUGUAGGAUGGGAGAAGAACCAAAAGGGAGGCAUGGGACCAAGGAUGGUGAAUCUCAGUGAAUGCAUGGAUCCCAAAAGGUUAGCAGAGUCAUCCGUGGAUCUGAAUUUGAAGCUGAUGUGCUGGAGGUUGGUGCCUACCCUGGAUUUGGAAAAGAUUGUGUCUGCCAAGUGCCUGCURCUGGGAGCUGGGACACUGGGCUGCAGUGUUGCAAGGACCUUGAUGGGCUGGGGGGUGAGGAAGAUCACUUUUGUGGACAAUGCCAAGAUCUCCUACUCCAACCCCGUGCGGCAGCCGCUCUACGAGUUCGAGGACUGCCUGAGUGGGGGCAAGCCCAAGGCUCUGGCAGCAGCAGACAGGCUGCAGAAAAUCUUCCCAGGAGUGAUCUCAGAGGGUUAUAACAUGAGCAUCCCCAUGCCAGGCCACCCAGUGAAUUUCUCGGAGGUGACAAUGGCCCAGGCUCAGAAGGAUGUGGCAAAGCUUGAGGAGCUCAUUGAUGCCCACGAUGUGGUUUUYCUGCUGAUGGACACUCGGGAGAGUCGGUGGCUGCCUGCUGUCAUUGCAGCYAGCAAGAGGAAGUUGGUCAUCAAUGCUGCCUUGGGAUUUGACACUUUUGUUGUUAUGAGGCACGGCCUGAAGAAACCAAAACAGCAAGAAUCUGGUGAUUCAUGCUUCAGCAAUGCCUCUGCUUCUUCUGAUCUGCUGGGAUCCUCACUCUUCUCAAAUAUCCCUGGCUAUAAACUGGGCUGCUACUUCUGCAACGAUGUUGUGGCACCAGGGGAUUCCACCAGGGAUCGGACACUGGACCAGCAGUGCACRGUCAGCCGGCCUGGGCUGGCCAUGGUGGCCGGAGCCCUGGCAGUGGAGCUGAUGGUUUCUGUUCUGCAGCAUCCUGAAGGUGGUUAUGCUGUGGCCAGCAGCAGUGAUGACCGAAUGAACGAACCACCCACCUCUCUUGGACUUGUUCCUCAUCAGAUCCGAGGGUUUUUAUCCAGGUUUGAUAACGUCCUCCCGGUCAGCCUGGCGUUCGAUAAGUGCACAGCCUGUUCAGCCAAGGUCCUUGACCAGUAUGAACGAGAAGGGUUUAAUUUCCUCGCUAAAGUUUUUAAUUCUUCCCAUUCCUUCUUGGAAGACUUGACAGGUCUAACUUUAUUACACCAGGAGACACAGGCAGCUGAGAUCUGGGACAUGAGCGAUGAUGAAACAGUUUGAAAUCAGGUGGCUGAGGAGGAGGAUGGCCCACUCUGGACUGCAGCCCUGCCUUUUAUCCCUGCUUUGACAAGUUAAUGAUUGCUUACCCCUUCUGACUGCUGCAAAUGCAAACAGAACCCACGUUUGGACAUGAAUAACUUCACUUUCAAAGCAGUCAGUUAUGGACAGAACUCACCAUGUUUUCAUUUUUAUUGUGUAAAUAACUGGAGCAAUGUGGUUAUGUUUAAACCUG
This is a messenger RNA of Malurus melanocephalus (red-backed fairy wren), 2468 nucleotides long. RefSeq names its product autophagy related 7 (gene ATG7). Gene Ontology annotation, biological process: piecemeal microautophagy of the nucleus; autophagy of mitochondrion; protein modification by small protein conjugation. The record is from RefSeq and is a predicted model, not a curated record. Gene Ontology annotation, cellular component: cytoplasm; phagophore assembly site. The coding region runs from base 116 to 2236 and encodes 706 amino acids. Gene Ontology annotation, molecular function: Atg8 activating enzyme activity; Atg12 activating enzyme activity. Lineage: Eukaryota; Metazoa; Chordata; Aves; Passeriformes; Maluridae. The transcript has 19 exons.